This is a messenger RNA of Haliaeetus leucocephalus (bald eagle), 690 nucleotides long. Its product is annotated as 1,25-dihydroxyvitamin D(3) 24-hydroxylase, mitochondrial-like. Bases 1 to 690 code for a protein of 229 amino acids. Gene Ontology annotation, biological process: C21-steroid hormone biosynthetic process; cellular response to peptide hormone stimulus; cholesterol metabolic process. Gene Ontology annotation, molecular function: iron ion binding; monooxygenase activity; heme binding. The transcript is spliced from 5 exons. NCBI's taxonomy places the organism in Eukaryota, Metazoa, Chordata, Aves, Accipitriformes, Accipitridae. The record is from RefSeq and is a predicted model, not a curated record. Gene Ontology annotation, cellular component: mitochondrial inner membrane.
AUGGGAGCCUGCAGCAUCUUCCUCCGGCCCCCCGCCCUCACCUGCGGCCGCGGGACCCCCGCGCAGCGCUUCUUCGCCUCCUCCCUCUGCGCCCUGCGGGGCCGCGGCCACCCCCUGGCCGCCUUACCCGGCCCCCCAAGCUGGCCGCUGAUGGGCAGCCUGCCCGACGUCCUCUGGAAGGGGGGGCUCAAGAGGCAGCACGAAACGCUGGCUGAGUACCACAGGAGGUUUGGCAAGAUUUUCCGCAUGAAGCUGGGGGCUUUCGACUCGGUGCACAUCGCAGCCCCCUGCCUCCUGGAAGCCCUGUACCGCCGGGAAAGUUCCUGCCCUCAGCGCCUGGAGAUCAAACCCUGGAAAGCCUAUCGGGACUAUCGCGACGAAGGCUACGGGCUGCUGAUCCUGGAAGGAAAGGACUGGCAGAGGGUAAGAAGUGCCUUUCAAAAGAAAUUAAUGAAACCCAGGGAAGUUGCGAAACUGGAUACUGCGAUCAAUGAGGUCCUGGAGGACUUCAUGUACAGAAUAGAUGAUGUUUGUAACCACAAUGGACAAAUGGAAGAUGUCUAUUCAGAAUUCAACAAAUGGUCAUUUGAAAGUAUCUGUCUGGUUAUCUAUGUGGCUUGUAAAAAAAAUUCAAACAUUAUAGUGACUUAUAAAUCCAAAACUUGGGGGAAUCACAGCACGUUUAUCUAG